ACAAUGUGGAAAUCAUUUUUGUUUUUGCAAAAACCAAAAUAUUUCAACAUCAAAUUUGAAACAUUUGCGGUGAGCGGUGGUGGUGGCAGUGGCCACCGUUAUUCAUGGUCGUAGCAACAGCCACUGGCCAUGGAAAGUGAAACAUCUCCGGCAAGGAAGGUAAUGCUGGUGGCUGAUCCAAGCCGAGAGUCGGCCGGUGCACUUCAAUAUGCACUCUCUCAUGUAGUUCUUGAGAAUGAUGAGCUUAUCCUUCUCCAUGUGGAAAACCCUGGUUCUUGGAGGAAUACAUUUUCAUUCUUGAGAAGGUCAAGUUUUCCUUCAAAUUAUAUUCCUAAUCUGGAAUUUGGAGGAGACAUUGAUUUUCUUGAGGCUAUGAAGCAAAUUUGUGAGGUUGCUCAGCCCAAAAUCCGAAUCCGGAUAGAGAAGAUGCAAACGGAAGCCAGAAUUAGAGAUAAAGAUAAGGGUACUGCAAUUCUUGCCAAGAGCAAGAUGUUAGGUGUUGAUUUCAUCAUUAUUGGCCAAAGGAGAAGUCUUUCCACUGCCUUGUUAGGUGGCAGAUUAAAAAGAUCAGGAAGUUCAGGGCUAAAGGCCAUAGACACAGCAGAGUACUUGAUCGAGAACAGCACAUGCACCUGUGUUGGAGUACAGAAAAAGGGCCAAAACGGAGGCUAUCUACUGAAUACAAAAACACAGAGAAAUUUCUGGCUUCUGGCAUAAACACUUUCACCCAAUCAUCACCUCUUGCCAACAAUGUUUCAUCAACUUUAAAGUCAGUAUGGUGUGUACAGAUCAUGAUUAAUCACUUCUUGUUGAGAUUAAAAAGCCACAUCAAUAUGACAGCUUUUUAAAUAAGCAGAUUGCAUAAACUGUUGAGUAAUAUUUUGGCCCCUCAUUGUCUUCUUACUGUUCUUAUCUUAGCUAUUUAAUUGAGUGUAUUACAUGUAUGUGCCAACAUAAGUGUUGUAAAAAUGCAUACAAAAAGGAAAUAGCAGUAGAGAACAACUUCUAUUCUUCUCCUUUAUUCUAUUUUUUCUCUCUCUUACUGUCCAAUAACAAGCUAUUUUCAUAAAUCACGCCAAAGUAAUCUAAAAACAAAAUAAAACAAUUGUGUAAACAUGAGAACAAUUGGAGCCCAUUGCAUGGCUAUAUCUUGAUUUUGCUGAAGUGAGAGGCAGCCCAAGGAAAUAAGAAAAGAAGCUGAGAAGCACUAGCAAUUAGCAUAGUAUACGCACCUUUUUUUUUCUUUUUGUUCCAA
Jatropha curcas is the source of this 1255-nucleotide messenger RNA. Its product is annotated as Adenine nucleotide alpha hydrolases-like superfamily protein. Lineage: Eukaryota; Viridiplantae; Streptophyta; Magnoliopsida; Malpighiales; Euphorbiaceae. The record is from RefSeq and is a predicted model, not a curated record.